CAAAUGCUGAUAUAGUGGUAAUAAAAAAAUAAGAAAUUUAUAGAGUUUUCGAAAGAAUGCUGACAGAUUAAUAAGAAUUCUAAUGGAAUAAGCUUUGUGUUAAAUAGAAAAAAAGAAAUAUGUAAAGUAAUCUCCUUUAGGAUUAUAUGAAGCAAAUGAAGUGAAAUAUGAUGAUGAAGAGUAGAUAUAAUAUAUAAAUAUAUAUUUAGGAUAUGUAUAGUGAGUAUACUUAGAUCAGGUAAUGCAUUUUUGAAUGAAGGUUUAAAAGUGAUAUGUGGAGCAUCAAUAGGAUAAAUAUUGAUACAAAGAAAUGAAGAAACAUCAAUGCCUAAAUAUUAUUUUGAAAAGCUUCCUGAGGAUAUAAAUUAAUAAUAAAUUAUAUUAGUAGAUCCAAUGUUAGCAUCAGGGGGAAGUGCAAGCAUGGCAUUAUAAUUAUUAUUAAAUAAAGGUGUAAAACAAGAAAAUAUCAUAUUUUUAACUUUGGUUAGUUGUGAAUAAGGAUUGAAUAAAGUAUUUUAACAAUUUCCAAAUAUCAAAAUUAUUACAGCUCAAGUAGAUCCAAUAUUGUUAAAAGAUAUUAAUUACUUAGCACCUGGAAUUGGAGAUUUUGGAGAUAGGUAUUUUGGAACUAUUAAAAAAAAUACACACCCAAUUAAAGUUUGA
Molecule: messenger RNA, 663 nt
Organism: Paramecium sonneborni
Lineage: Eukaryota; Ciliophora; Oligohymenophorea; Peniculida; Parameciidae
Source: the annotation of a GenBank genome assembly